GCAGAAGGGAGGAAAAUAAAAAUGGCAGAGCUACAAAUGCUGUUAGAGGAAGAAAUUCCGGCUGGGAAGAGAGCUUUAGUCGAGAGCUACCAGAAUCUCUCCAGAGUCGCGGAAUACUGCGAGAAUAAUUAUGUCCAGGCUCAGGAUAAAAAGAAGGCCUUGGAGGAGACUAAAGCCUACACCACCCAGUCGCUGGCCAGCGUGGCGUAUCAGAUCAACGCUCUGGCCAACAAUGUGCUGCAGCUGCUGGACAUCCAGGCAUCUCAGCUGCGCCGCAUGGAGUCAUCCGUCAAUCACAUCUCCCAGACCGUGGACAUCCACAAAGAAAAGGUUGCACGACGAGAGAUUGGGAUUUUGACCACCAACAAAAACACGUCACGGACGCACAAAAUAAUCGCCCCUGGAAACAUGGAGCGGCCGGUGCGCUACAUCAGGAAGCCGAUUGAUUACACGCUGCUGGACGAUGUGGGACACGGCGUCAAGUGGCUAAAGGCGAAGCAAGGGAACAGUCAGCCGGCCAGGUCCGGGGGCGGGACUUUAUCAAGGACUAAUCCGCCGACGCAGAAGCCACCAAGCCCACCCAUGGCGGGGCGGGGCACCCUGGGGAGAAACACACCCUAUAAGACUUUAGAGCCUGUGAAACCUCCCGUGGUGCCAAAUGACUAUAUGACGAGUCCGGCGAGGCUCGGUGGUCAGAGCAGCCCAGGACGCACAGCAUCGGUCAACCAGAGACCCCGAACACACAGUGGAAGCAGCGGCGGUAGCGGCGGACGAGAGAACAGCGGGAACAGCGUGGGAAUUCCUCUGGCUGUUCCGACACCUUCUCCUCCGAGCAUGGCACCAGUGGUACCUCCAGGUCCAGGUCUGGGUCCUGUUCCGAUGUCUCAGUUUGGUACUAUUUCCCGGCAGAUCUCGAGGCACAGCUCUUCCAGUGCCUCGUCCUCUGCCUCCAUGGUGUCAGCGACUGGUACGUACCGCCGCGCCCCGUCCAGCUCAUCACAGUUCUCCGUGCCCCAGUCACACCUUAAUGGCGGUCCCACGUACCCUCAAAACCCGGCUCCGGUCUCUGUUGCACCACCGCCACCUCCUGUGGCACAGCUCACACCCCAGAUUCCUCUCACUGGAUUUGUGGCCCGGGUUCAAGAGAACAUUUCAGAUAGUCCCUCCCCUCCUCCACCGCCUCUCCCUGAAGAAACACCCAUGUUUGAGGAAGCAGCCCCGCCCCCUCCCCCGCCCCCUGUAGACUACGAGGAAGAGGACGCUGCGCUAGUGCAUUACAACGACCCCUACGCAGACGGAGACCCUCAUUGGGCCCCGAAGUCCUACAUAGAAAAGGUGGUGGCUAUCUACGACUACACCAAGGACAAGGAUGACGAGCUGUCCUUCAUGGAAGGUGCCAUCAUUUACAUCAUCAAGAAAAAUGACGACGGCUGGUUCGAGGGCGUGUGCAACGGCAUCACUGGACUGUUUCCUGGCAACUACGUGGAGUCCAUCAUGCACUAUGCUGACUAA
Neoarius graeffei (lesser salmon catfish) is the source of this 1512-nucleotide messenger RNA. RefSeq names its product abl-interactor 1b (gene abi1b). The transcript is spliced from 11 exons. The record is from RefSeq and is a predicted model, not a curated record. Bases 22 to 1512 code for a protein of 496 amino acids. Gene Ontology annotation, cellular component: lamellipodium; intracellular anatomical structure. Gene Ontology annotation, molecular function: SH3 domain binding. NCBI's taxonomy places the organism in Eukaryota, Metazoa, Chordata, Actinopteri, Siluriformes, Ariidae.